Molecule: messenger RNA, 4434 nt
Organism: Pocillopora meandrina
Lineage: Eukaryota; Metazoa; Cnidaria; Anthozoa; Scleractinia; Pocilloporidae
Source: the annotation of a GenBank genome assembly
CAAAAGAUCAUAUUGUUGUUUUGGAUGGCCAUGCAGGCUAAAACUUCGCUUGAAGUAAAAGGGGAAAUCUCGCCAUCAACUUGUGUCUACACGAGCUGUUAUUGGUACGUUGGAUCAUAAAUACCUUUCUGAUAAAGCAUUUGUCUUUUUUUGGGGGGAGUUAGUAGUAUCAAAACUAAAGAAAUAAUUUCAUCAGCAACAAAUCAUGUAGUAGACCCAACCAAGGUUUCUGUCAUUGAAUUGUACAGUACACAGGUAAUAGCGAAAUUCUCAUAAGAAUGUUAAAACCUUUAUCUCUUCCUUUUAUUUGCAUAUCGUGUUUAUGAAAUACCUGCAUAACUUAAUGUUUGCACUCCGUGUCAUUUCCCCCUCUGAUCUAUUUUUUGCGCGUGAAAUUGUAAGUAUUUUCGCGGGGUUUUCCCGUGUACGCUAGUAAAAGGCAAUCGAAAACUGUUUGAGUUAAAAAAAAAAGUUCAUGUUUCAAAGGAGUUUGAUCCGUGUCUUUUUAUUGUGCACUACAGGGUGAAAUUGAACUAGGCAUAGGCACGUCGUUUUUGUUUCGUGAGAUUUUGAAGCCUGUUUAGUUGGAUUACCCUUGAUUUUGUUAUGUGCUAGGUUUCGAAAUUAAAUUUUUAUCUUACAUCAGGAAAAUUUGGAAUUGUAAAAGUUGCCUUCCUUUCUGUAAAUACUUUCUUAAUCUAGUUUGCUCUUUUCAGAUAUAGGAUCCCAAGUUGGAUGUUACUUGAUCAAAAUAGCAUGAACUUAAGGGCAUGGAUAUGACUGAGAUAGUUGCGUAUUCAUGACAACCUUUUCUUCUCCUCAUAAAUAGCCCUAUUCCUUCUAUUCAAUGUUGCAGAACAAUCUGACCUCAAGCAAGCCAGGUUUUUGGUUUUCUGUUUUGAACAACAUUGGAGUAGGGGGUAGGAAAGAGAAGAAAAAAUAAAUUUAGACUUCUGUGCCUGUUAAACAAAACCCUGAGUGAACAAAGUGAUGCUUUAUUUGAUGUAUUUUCUCCUCUUUGUAGUGAAGAAAAUGUUUGGAAGUUAUGUGAGCAGAUAAGAGAUGAAAAAGAGCAAAACCUGAGUGAAUAUUAUUCAGUGUUCAUAUCUAAUGAGAAAAGACAGGUUAGUUUACAGCUUCGUAUAUAAUGUAAAAUAUUAUAUGGUAAGAAAUUUAAGAAAGGCUUACUUGCUCACUGAAAAGUGUGGUUAAUCAUCUGUGAUAUGUUAAUCAACUAGGUUCCUUUAUGGAUGCAAAAAUCUGCAAAGGACCCUUUAGCUCCAGUUGUUUGGGUAAGUCAAUAACUUUGUGACACAAGACACCUUAAUGAUUCUCUUUAGGGCUCAGAGCACUUAUUUACUUUUGGUACCUCAAGGGAGGGCACUUUUGUGAACCAGGGUGCUUCUUCAGGACAGGGUGCUUAUUUCUUUUCUGAGAAGCAGUAAAAUUUGAAACAAAGCUUUUAUGUUUAUUUGACUGAGGAUCAAAAAGACUGAAAAACAUACUUGUUGUCCCACAUCAUUCCUUGCUAGAAUGACUAGCCAAGCAAUUGUCACAAAAUCUUUUAGACAGAACCCAUUGUUGGAAGGAACUGUGCAUUUGCAAGGCCUUAUUAGUAGAGAGACUGAGAUAAGGACCACAUUUUUGUUGUGAGGCUUUUAGUGAGCAAUCAAAGGAUGAUGAACCACAGUUGAUCUCAAUGUUCAUCUACAAUUUUAUUCUAACAGUUCUAUUACUGAAACAGAUAAGGGGGGGGAUUGGAGUUAGGGUGCUCACUCAAUAGGGGUGCUAAUAAGAAGGGAGCGCUUAUCAACAAAAACCAACUUUAGGGGGUUGCUUAUCAGAGAGAAGGUGCUUAUAGGAAAGAGGGCACUAAAUCAAAUCAUUAAAGUUAGUGCUCACUUACUGAGAUCAAAUCAAAGUAAGGGAUUUUUGUGAAUGAUGAAGCAAGAUUUCUUUUUGGUCAAACUUCUCUUAUAAACUGAAAAAGAGAGAUUUUUUAAAAUUCUCUAGCCCCAAUUUUUUGGAUGAAAAAGGAUAGUGGUCAAAUGUUUGAUACUUUUAAUAGUAUAAUAAGAAAUUUAUUAAAUUUAUUAUUAUUUGAAAUGAAGUUAUGAUUUCUUAUUUCUCCUGCUUGAUUUCAAAAUGCUAGCCCUUAGAGGAAAGAUCAGGGGAGUUUUCUCUUUGAACAUUGAUACUUCAACGUGCUGUGAAAAGAGAAGUAGAUUAUUCACCAUUGAACCAAAAGAGAGCUUAAAACUUUUUAGGUCAUUUAAAAUGUAGUUUUAAAACAAAAACAAUAGUAGAGAGUCCACCUUUUAUGUUUUCGAUGAAAUCAGCAAGUUUUUUUUAUUUCAGGACUACCAUGUGCUGCUACUACGUCAGGUGGAUGCUAAGUGUUUGAUAUAUGACUUGGAUUCCAUUCUUCCUUUCCCCUGUCCAUUUGAACAGUAUGUCCAACAGGCAAUCCAAAAUGACAGACAACUUAAAAAACACUUUCACAGGUACUCUCUGCUAUGUUGUUGUAUGUUGUAAACUAAAAGGCCAUGGACAUGUAGAUAAGGAUGUAUGAAAAAAGUUUGGAAGAGUUAAGGGUAGUUGAAUGCACCCAUAUCUGAUGCAGAUAUGUGUACUUACAACCCUGCUACUUAGAUCCUUUGUAACUGAAGACUUUGUUGCUUCUUUCCACCCUCUUUCUCUCCCCCCCACCCCCUCCACACCCGCAGGAAGGUUUGGCCUUACAAGUUUUUUGAGGGGAUAACACCAAUGAACUCAGUGAAUUUUGGAAGCCAUAGUUAUAUAUGUGUAAUUGAUAUGGGAAAGUGGACUUUCAAGCAUAUUUUGCUUUUCAUACUUGUUUUGUCAGCCAAGAUCAAAUAUUAGCAUAACUAACAAUUUAGACACCACUUGCUACUGCUAUUUGCAAGGUCUAAGAAAGUUUUGAGUGCACUUUUUAUGCAAGUGGAAUGUCAAUUGUUCCGUCAUAGAAACAGUGGUGUUGAAUAUGAUUUGUAGGACCUACAAGCUAUAGAGGGGUUCUCUUUUAUAACUUGUAAAUAAAACUACAUUUGAAGACUUAAUAGUUGUCUUUCAUUCAAUAUAGAAAAUUUAGAGUCAUACCAGCAGAGAUAUUUCUCAGUACAUUUGCCUCAGACCGGUCUCAUAUGAAGAAACCAAAUGGAGAGUGGGUAAAACCUCCUCCUCCAUACUCGCCUAUCAGAUCUGAAGGUAAGUAAUAACAGCUUAACCAGAAUGCUACCAGAAGGAUGUUCAAUAAUGAAUAAUUUUAAUUGUUAAUAACUCAUUUUUUAAUAGGAUUGCAUAUGUAGUAUUCCUCCUCAACACACUUUUGUAUCAUCCUUUUGAAAUAGAUGCAAGUAACUUUAUUAUAAUCACAAGAUUGGUGAAAGCCAGGUUAUUAAACUGAAGCACUUAGUUUCAAAUAAGCUGCUGCAUGCAGAUUUUUUUUAUGUUCUAUAAAAUGAAUGGAAAUGCAGUUGCUCUGGUAAUCACCAGUGACCAGGAUGAAAAUUAUACAGUAACAUUUCUCCACUCAUAGUUGGUGAAUAGGGGGGUAAAUGAUGCUUAUAUGUUCCAUGUAUUAUUUGACAUUACAAUACAACCAUUAAUUUUCACACAAUGUUUUUGGCUUCUUUGCAUCAUGUAAAAUAACUGUACAGUAAUCACAUGAUCGCCCCGCACACUCUGAUAUUUCCUUCCAUCAAAAAAAAACAAAGUCAGCUGUGGAAAGCUUGCUCAAGAGUUUUAUCUUUUCAUCUAUAUUAUUUUUCAUGGAAGAAAAAUAAACUUGUUUUUAUAGUUCAUUGAUAGUGACAUUUAAGAGCUGGUUGCAAACAAUCAUCUGCCAUCUGAUCACAAUGGCUUUUUUACCAACCAUUUGUGGGCAAUAUUAUUAUUAUUGGGAGGUUAUAAAUAAAAGAAACUCUUUCUGGCUUUCUUUCCACAGUUUCUCUUCAAAUAUUCAUUUUUGGACAAUCUCUUAGCUGCAGACAUUUAUAUCAGCUAACAUAUCAAGUGCCCGCCAGGGAAUUGUUUACCAAAUAUUCACUUUAACCUCUGACUUUGAGACUGAAUGUGACUGAUUUUUUUAUUUCAUAGAGAGCACAAUGAACCUUCAAGAAUUUAUUGAUAUGUCACAGGGUGAAGGAGAAGGACAAGUGAUGGACUAUAAAACAUUCAUCAAGAGUUUUACUUCAACAGAAUGAUUGGAUGUUGUGAUUAUUACAACUCCUGUUAAAUAUUAUUGGAUGAUAUUACUUUGUCCUCAAAAUUUUGUUUUCUUCAUGUUGUACUCAUCAGAGUACAGAAAGUGGUAUGCUUGCUUAAUUACUAUUUUAGUGUGAUGUUUGUUAAUGCAAAAAGACAACGAGCGUUCCGUAAGGGUUGCAUAAAGUUCAAACGCGCAAGUGCAAG